Archocentrus centrarchus (flier cichlid) is the source of this 1044-nucleotide messenger RNA. RefSeq names its product protein FAM107B-like. NCBI's taxonomy places the organism in Eukaryota, Metazoa, Chordata, Actinopteri, Cichliformes, Cichlidae. The record is from RefSeq and is a predicted model, not a curated record. The transcript is spliced from 5 exons. The coding region runs from base 133 to 660 and encodes 175 amino acids.
CUUUCCUCUCUCUGUGGCAUUCUUGGCUGCUGGAGCAGAGAGAGAGUAACCUCAAAUUAUUGCUGAAACCCCAUAACCUGUGAGCCCAGCAGGAAUCUGUGCAGGCACCAAAUCUGGACUCACUCUGAAGACAUGGGAGUCACCCAUGGGAAGAAGAGAGAUCUUCAGCAUUUCCCAGGUAGAGACGAGGCACACUUUCAUGUGUCUGCCUCCAUGAUGCAGACUCACCAAACUGAUCUGGAAGGCCAGUUUCCAGUGCUUCAGGGUUUUCCAUCCCAGCUGCAGAGUGAGGAGGACAGUAGUAAUCUAAUCAGGCCCCUAAAAGCUACCAGUGUGAUAACUACCCCGGAGAGCCACCGGGAGCUCCAUAAGGAACUGAGAAUGACCCACAAGAGGAGGAGAGUGUCUCAAGAAGGCAAGACUGAACUCCAGCGAGUUCUGGAAAAGAGGAAAUGGGAACAAAGAUUGAAAAUGAGCAGGGAUCAAGAGGAGGCAAAGAAGAAGACGUCACAGCUACAUCAAGAGCUGCUGAAAAGACAACAGAGGCUUGAAAAUCUCGAAAAAGAUCAGAAAUCUAAGCAAGAAGAACCAGAGUUCAUCCAAGUCAAAGAGAGACUGAGGAAGACCGCAGGGCCAGAUGCAAGGGGAAAAGAAGUGUGAUCGUUAUGGUUUAUAACUACAUGUGUGUGUUUUGUGUUCACAGUGAGUGUAAUAGACUGUUGGGAAUAACUAACUUGGUCAAGAGAUUCUUCUACUAUAAAUAGAUAUUACUGCUUAAUGCUCAUGAUCAAGGCGACACCUUCUGGUCAAGUGGAGACACAUCAUUCUUUUUUUUUCUGUCAGGAAUAUAAAUAUUCUUUGAAAACUUUUUUUUCUUUUCUUUGUUUUGUUUUUCACCUGUGACUCCUAGAUUACAAUGUUCAGUAGCACAUUAGGUAGCAAAGACAAUUAAAGGCAGAUUUUUAUUAUAUAAACAUGUCAUUCUUUCCUUUUUCUCCCAUAAGAACAAUUUAUUAUAUGUUUAUUUGGACUUAUUUGUUCACU